CCUCUAGAAAUGUGGUGGCAAAUAUGCAUGUAAAGAAUGUCUAUACAGGCCCUACCACCCCCGCCUCCAAUGUUCGCAAGACCGCUCUUCCACGUAUCUCUCCGCAGUGCUUUCCAACAGCUGCACGCGGGGUACCUGCACAUAAAUUUGCGAAUAUCCCGCCGCUGUCUUCCGUUACGCCAUCUGCACGUACACUUCCACAUGUCUUGCCAUUGUCUCCAACUCGUGGUCGUUUGUCAAAGUCCACUUCAGAGGUCUUCACGGUUAAGGUUUCUGGUGCACCCGAUGGACCGCUUUCCUCUAACCGCACAUUCAGUGGCUCACACUCGUCGGAUCGACCAGACGACGACAAUCCGUUCGAUUCCACAGUGUGCAAAGACCCCUCAGCCAUUCAUGGUCAGCGAAAAGUAUACCAGUCGCCUUCAGCAGAGUCUUCCACAGUCACCCUCGACACAUCUGACACGCCAACUGAAAUCAAUAUCCCAGUUCAAGCUGUGGCUUCUUCACAAAGUCAAUACUUGCUGUCCAUAGAGGCAACACCAAAACGAAACCGAAGUCAUCCCUGCCAUGAUUUCGUUCCGGGUUCACAAACACAAGAGGAAGGCGAGUUGUUCAUAGGCAUGCAGCCAUUCUCGGUUCCCAACCGUGCCACGGAGAUAUCAGUUGGAAACCAGAAACUGACAUUGGAAAGAGCUGAGGAGGCAUCUCGUACACUGUCGCCUUUCCGUGUUCACACUCCUCGGCUUUCAGGGACCGCUCUUAAUGCAUCGUCCGAGGGAACCCGACAAGUGGUCGGUCCAUCACCCUCAUCCAGGCCUCCUGUCCAAUGUAGAAAGGCGGAUCGGCAUCGAUCACGCACAAGGUCAUACUCUCCCUCCUCAAAUACCCUGUCGCGACAGGACUCGAUGAACGUUCCCUCCAUUUUGAGUGACGACUCUGCGACAGAACCGGAGUCUGACACUGAAAUUCGAAAUUGCGCAGCUCAGAUUGCACAAAAGCGAGCGGACCGGGCUCCCACCUCCCCGCGAGGAGCGCUACGUCCCUUCGUUUCUCCACUGGUUUCUCCGGUCAGGCAGCGGUACACUCCAGAACCAUCUGUUCCGAGCUCUUUAGGAGCCCUUAUGGAGGACGGAGUGGGACUUAGCGUGCCUAUGUCCAAUGCGUUAUCUCGUUUCCAUGGAAUGCGUCUUCGGAGACAAUCGGACCCAUCGGAUUCAUUACCUUCUGUUGCUCGGAACUUUAUGGAUAUGUUUAAGGGAGACGGUAGCUAUCCGGAUGAUUUCCCAAACUCCCUCCGUGUAUAGAGGUUGUGCGUCACACAGCAGGCAAGUUAUUACAGACUGUAUCAUUAUAAUUAUCUCUGUAUUUUCCAGAAGCCAUUGUACAUUAAUUACAUAUUCACGCAUCUCGCAGGUGGUAUUUCUAUUGCGCAGAGGAACGGGAGAAACGAAGAGCAAUGGGCAAGAACACUUGCCUUUUGUUAGAAUGGUAGUAGUGUUUGAUAAACUUGAAAUAAGUUUGGUGGGGCUCAGUUGUUGAGUAGACAAGUGAAGAACGAAUAUAGAAUU
Molecule: messenger RNA, 1568 nt
Organism: Pisolithus orientalis
Lineage: Eukaryota; Fungi; Basidiomycota; Agaricomycetes; Boletales; Pisolithaceae
Exons: 2
Coding region: 24-1304 (426 amino acids)
Source: RefSeq, a predicted model, not a curated record